Ceratitis capitata (Mediterranean fruit fly) is the source of this 1813-nucleotide messenger RNA. RefSeq names its product mitochondrial import inner membrane translocase subunit TIM44. Gene Ontology annotation, molecular function: protein-folding chaperone binding. NCBI's taxonomy places the organism in Eukaryota, Metazoa, Arthropoda, Insecta, Diptera, Tephritidae. Gene Ontology annotation, biological process: protein import into mitochondrial matrix. The transcript is spliced from 4 exons. Gene Ontology annotation, cellular component: mitochondrial inner membrane. The record is from RefSeq and is a predicted model, not a curated record. Bases 154 to 1446 code for a protein of 430 amino acids.
UGUCAAACUUUUGACAUUUCGACAGCGUGAUGGUUCCUUAAACUACUGUCUUUUGCUGUUAUAAGUACGAAAUUACAUAAAUUUUUUUUAGAAUUUUGUUUAUUAGUAUUCUCAACUAAAUUUAAAGCAAAAGUUACUGGCAAUUUAUUAACAAUGUACAAAAUCUUGGCGGCAUCUCGUGGCACAUAUAGCCGGAUGGUACACGGAUAUGGUUACUGGCGAGGACUAAAUCAUCAGCGUUACUAUUCGCAACCAAGUAGAAGACCGGGAUUUUUUUCGCAGUUCAUUGAUAAUAUCAAAUCGGAGAUGGAUAAGAAUAAAGAAAUGAAAGAAAAUAUAAAGAAAUUCAGGGAAGAAGCGCAGAAAUUAGAACAAUCUGAAGCUCUCCAAUCGGCAAGACAAAAGUUUAACAUCGUUGAAUCUGAAGCACACAAAUCUUCGAACAUUUUAAAAGAGCAAAUAGGGAGUAUUAAAGAAAAGGUCAGCGAUGUGUUCGACGAAGCCAGUAAAUCAGAUAUUGCAAAGAGAGCAACCAAAAUAUCUGAAGGAAUAUCGAAAACUGCGAAAGGUGUCUCUGAUACUAUUACAGAGAAAAGUGAGAAAAUAGGACAAACAUCGGCUUUUCAGGCUAUUUCAACAACAACAGAAAUGAUAAAACAAGAAAUAGAAUCACAAAGCAUAAAUUCUAGGGUCUAUCGUUCGCCCCAAAAAUUGCGGAAACGUAUAGAAGUUGAAUAUGCCAAUGAUGAAAGAGUGGUCGAGCCUAAUGCUGAUGCUACAGGAGUUGAACUACAUAAGGAUUCAAAAUUCUAUCAAUCGUGGGAAAAUUUUAAGAACAACAAUGCGUAUGUAAAUAAAGUGCUUGACUGGAAGCUAAAAUACGAUGAGUCUGAGAAUCCUGUGAUACGAGCAUCUCGUAUCUUGACUGAUAAAGUCUCCGACGUUAUGGGUGGACUUUUUUCUAAAACAGAGCUGUCAGAAACUCUGACCGAACUUUGUAAAAUUGAUCCAAGUUUUGACCAAAAACAAUUUCUUCGAGACUGCGAAACUGAUAUCAUACCAAACAUUCUAGAAGCAAUGGUGCGGGGAAACUUAGAGAUUUUAAAGGACUGGUGCUUUGAAAGUACAUACAAUAUUAUUGCUACACCAAUUACUCAAGCAAUUAAGAUGGGUAUGUAUUUGGAUUCGAAGAUUCUUGACAUUGAAAAUAUAGAUUUGGCGAUGGGUAAGGUAAUGGAACAGGGUCCAGUUCUGAUAAUUACCUUUCAAGCCCAGCAGAUUAUGUGCGUGCGGAACAGUAACCAUCAAGUAAUAGAAGGCGAUCCUGAUAAAGUCAUGAGGGUAAAUUAUGUAUGGGUCCUCUGCCGAGACCCAAAUGAGCUGAAUCCAAAAGCCGCUUGGCGACUUAUGGAAAUCUCUGCAAAUAGUCAAGAGCAAUUUGUAUAAUAGUAUGUUUUAUAUUAGCGGAUUCUUGUUAUUACUUAGUUACGUUUAUUGCUCCAAACUUUAUAUAGAGCAGGAUGCAAAGGGAAUGAUCAAGCUAAGCAUUUGUUCCCCCAAUAAGGGAGGUUUUCUGUUUUCGGUUGCAAAGAGUUAUCUUAACAUUUCGACAUGCCAUACUUGAAGAAAAGUUUGGAAAACACUUUGCAAAUAAAAAUGGAGAGCAUAUAGAAAUGUACAUAUAAUAUAAGAUGUUGCUGCAAUAAUCGGUGAGUUGAGCGUUAAAUUUUAAGUUUAGUACUUAAGAAUGUCAAGCCUUUGUACAUAAAUGACUUAUUUAAAAAAAAAUAAUAAUAAAAGAAAGUAAAAAUCA